Molecule: messenger RNA, 570 nt
Organism: Cryptococcus wingfieldii CBS 7118
Lineage: Eukaryota; Fungi; Basidiomycota; Tremellomycetes; Tremellales; Cryptococcaceae
Exons: 1
Coding region: 1-570 (189 amino acids)
Source: RefSeq, a predicted model, not a curated record
AUGUCGGUCUCUGUUGCCUCUCUCCCUUCCACCUGGGACGCCUGUGAUCAGUGGGCCACCCACCUCAGGGAUGUCGUCGCCCCGGCACCCCCUCUCACCGGCGCUUCCAAUUAUCUCCCUUGGUCCAAGAAACUAAAGAUUGUUCUGUCUGGGGUCCGGGGGUGUCUCGGUCUGCUAGCAGAGCCCCCUGCCUCCCACCCCUCGGCUACCACUCUCCCCUCCACAUCUCUCUCUGUAGAGAUCUGGAGCCACCUCGACGCCACCCUUGCUCUUGCUCUUGUGGGUUUACUUAGCACCGAUCUCGCCUCCCUCUUCGAAUCCAUCGUCCUCGACCAUCCUUCUCGCGCCGCCCGCACCCUCUGGCUCAAGCUGGAGGCCGACUAUGGCACUCGCUCUUCCUACGAUAUGUGGAAGUCUGUUGAGGCCCUAACCUCUCAACCCCAGGGCUCUACUCCGGUGACAGAGUUCAUGACGCCCCGCAGGCAGAAGUUCGAGGCGAUCAAGGCUGCCGGGUACGAUUUCGACCGGUGGUUGUUGGAGAGUGGAUUCCAGCAGCAAGGAAUGCUCUAG